This is a messenger RNA of Seriola aureovittata, 2335 nucleotides long. RefSeq names its product tubulin, delta 1 (gene tubd1). The coding region runs from base 344 to 1675 and encodes 443 amino acids. The record is from RefSeq and is a predicted model, not a curated record. Gene Ontology annotation, biological process: mitotic cell cycle; microtubule cytoskeleton organization. Gene Ontology annotation, molecular function: structural constituent of cytoskeleton; GTP binding. The transcript is spliced from 8 exons. Gene Ontology annotation, cellular component: cytoplasm; microtubule. Lineage: Eukaryota; Metazoa; Chordata; Actinopteri; Carangiformes; Carangidae.
GUUCUCGGCUUUUGUACAUUAAUACACUUACAAAAAUGUGUAAUUCUUUAUGAAAUGUUGUAAACUUUAAAGUAAAGCGUAAAAAAAAAAAAAGUUGCAACCAUUCACCCCACAUGAAUAGGAGUUUUAUUUUUGAAAGAACUGUCAGUUUUGCCCGGAAAUUCCGGUCCGUCUUGUUGUGGCGGCAGCACGGCAACUUUUCUGAACACAACAAAAUCCCGACAGUUCCGUCAUGACACCUGUCACUCACGACGUGAAUUCACCGGAGGAUUACAGACUCUUUGUUCUGACUGGGAAACCAUCGACCCCCCUGUAAAGUCUCGUCUCUCUUACCUGGGCGAAAAUGUCUGUCGUAACAGUUCAGCUGGGUCAGUGCGGUAACCAGGUUGGUCAGGAGCUGUUCGGCAUCAUCUGCAGUGAUGCUCAGGAGGGACAGAGGAAAACAUACAGCGCAGCCAGCUGUGAGCGCUUCUUCCAUCAGACCGCACAUGGAGAUUUUGUGGCUAGGGCGGUGCUGAUAGAUAUGGAGCCUAAAGUGAUAAACCACAGUAUGACCAAGGCUGCAACUUCUGGCAGGUGGAGGUAUGGAGACACUUCACACUUCAGCCAGAAGCAGGGCUCUGGGAAUAACUGGGCCAAUGGGUAUUGUGUCCACGGUCCUCGCCACAGGGAGGUGGUGGAGGAGCUGGUGAGGCGAGAGGUGGAGCGCUGUGACAGAUUGGCUGGCCUCAUGGCUGUGAUGAGCGUGGCAGGGGGAACGGGGUCUGGGGUUGGUACCUACGUUACUCAAUGUCUCCGAGACAUCUACCCAAAGUCCUUCAUCCUCAACCACCUCACUUGGCCGUACGGGACUGGGGAGGUGAUUGUCCAGAACUACAACUCAGUGCUGACGCUGGCUCAUCUCUAUCAGCUGUCAGACGCCAUCCUGGUGCACGAGAACGACACGGUGCACAGGAUCUGCAGUCAGCUGCUCAACAUCAAACACAUCUCCUUUAGUGACGUCAACAGGGUUAUCGCUCACCAGCUGGGCAGUGUGCUGCAGCCCGCACUCACCGCUGACUCCCAUGGAGCCUACAGCAGAAAUCCUCUGGGUGAGUUGGUGAGCACCCUUGCAUGCCACCCUGAGUACAAGCUGCUCAAUGUGUGUACUAUCCCUCAGAUGCCUAGUUCCUCCAUAGCCUACAGCACGUUCAGCUGGCCAGGGCUGCUCAAACACCUGCGACAGAUGCUCAUCUCCAACAGCAAGAUGGAGGAAGGUAUAGACUGGCAGGUGCGUCCGCCUGCAGGAUCUGAGCAGACCAGGAGUCUCACAGGAGCCAGCUUCAACACCUCUCUGGCCAACCUGCUCAUACUGAGGGGGAAAGACGUCUACAGCGCAGAGACUGAUGGCUUUGAGGACCCAGCCCUGUAUUCCUCCUGGCUCUCAUCAAAAGAAGCUUUCAACCUGUGGAAAUCCCCAGUGCCUUUUAAUAAGUAUGAAAAAUCUGCUACGCUGGUCAGUAACAGUCAGGCUCUGCUCAGACCUCUGGAUAACAUGGUGGGAAAAGCCUGGAACAUGUUUGCCUCCAGGGCCUACAUCCAUCAGUACAUUAAGUUUGGGAUCUCGGAGGAGGACUUUCUAGACAGCUUUACAUCUCUGGAGCAGGUCGUCGCCAGCUACAGUCAACUCUGCUAGCAAAGGGAAAGACUAACAAGCACCGCCUUUUCUUUGGACUGUAUGUAGAAAAGAGAAUAUCAUUAAGUGGGACACUGUUGAUGCUUUUUCUUUUUUUAGAAAAAAAACAUGUAAAUAAAACAAAUUGUUUGCUUUAACAGAAUGAUUUCUUCACUGAAAGCUAAGUAAAUUCCUUUACUUUGUCUGACAUCUGCAGUGGCGGCAAGGACUGAGGUAAUUUAUUUACCCUAAAGGUGCAUUAACUGCCUCUUCAAGAGAAAAUUAAUUAUUAAAUUAUAUUACAUUAAUAUACACUUUGUAAUGAUAUUUUUUAGUCAGCUCCUGUUUCCAAGGUCAAGAAUUGAUCUUUACUGACUGAAUCUUGAAGCAGACGUAGACAAGAACGGAGGAAGAUGAAGUAUUCGUAAGUGAAUGUACUAAUAGCACAAUGUCAAAAUACUGUUCCAAUAAAAUUCCUGCAAAACUUUUAAGUAAAAUCAAUAUUAAGAAUAAUAAAACACUCACUAUACCAAGAGGCAUAUCUCAGUUUUGAAUCAUGAACCCCCUGAAGUCCUGAUUAAUUCUUUUUCUCCUUUGAUCUUAUGGUACACAGAGGAUAAUCAUUUUCAGUGUAGUAAGAUUAAAAUAUAUUCAAUACUGCAAGGUCUCAACUUGAAAUUU